AUGGCUCCAAGUUCUCACCGGGAUUUGUUCGCCCAGAUCGAGCGCUGCAAAACUCUGGUUGAUGCGAGAGAGAUUCACGAGCGGAUCAAAUCGCUUCUUCCACACAAUCUCUUCGCUGCCAACAAGCUGAUUCAAGCGUACGGCCACUGCGGCUCGCCUAGCCACGCACGAGCCGUCUUUGAUUCCCUGAGAUCGAAAGAUUCCUUUUCCUGGCACGCCAUCCUCCUAGCUUACUGCAAAAAUGACGAUCUUAGAAAUGCGAGGCUUCUCUUUGAGGAGAUUCCACAACCCGGCAUUGUCUCGUGGACAGUGCUGCUCGAGGCAUAUGCCCGGCAUGGGCAUAUCAGCGAAUCUAAGAGAAUCUUUGCUCGUAUGCCAAUGUGGGACGUUGUCUGCCACAAUAUACUUCUCACACUGUAUGCAAAACAUGGCGAGGUACAGGAGGCAGAGCUAGUGUUCAACGAAAUGACCGAACGAAACCUUGUGAGCUGGAACUCCAUGCUUUCUGUAUAUGCCCGUGAUGGGCAUCUAGUAAAUGCCAAAUUUCUGUUUGAGAGGAUGCCGGUUCACGACUUAGUUUCUUGGACGUUGAUACUUUCGGCUUACAAUUCUGAAAAAGUACCGGAAAAAGAAGCCCUCUACAACAAAAUGCCUGUGUUUGACUUGAUAUCAAGCAACAUCGUUUUACGAGCAUUUACCAAAUCCGGGCAAAUGCAAGAGGCCAGAAAUUUCUUUGACACAAUGCGGUAUCAAGAUUUUGUAUCUUGGAACACAAUUCUGGAAGGGUACUGCCAAGACGAAAAUGUAUCCUUUGCUGAGAGCAUAUACGUGAAUAUGCCACAGAUCGACUUAGUUUCUUCUACACUUCUGCUCUCUGUAUUUAUUGAAACUGGACAUAUUGAAAAGGCAGAAAAACUUGUAGACUCGAUUCCAACUCAUGAUUGUGUGUCAUGGGUCACUCUUUUUUCUGCUUAUGUAAGCGAAGGUGAUACGUUGCAGGCCAAGCGAAUGCUCUGUGAACUACCAGAGCAUUCUAUUAUCUCAUGGAAUGCCAUGCUUGCCUUUUAUGCUUCUAAUCAAAAUUUUGACGAGGCCAAGAAGAUUUUUGAGGAUUUACAUUGGAAGGAUAUGACGUCUUAUACCACCUUGUUGAAAGCAUAUGCCCAAAUGGGAUAUAUUGAUGAAGCUCGUCGUUUAUUUGAGGAUAUGCCCCAAUAUGACUUAGUUUCGUGGACGUGUUUGCUGUCAUGCUAUAAUCAAGCAAAUGAUUUUGAUUAUGCAAGACACAUUUUUAACACAAUGCCAGAGUGGGACCUUUUAUCUGCAAAUACAAUGCUCUUAGCAUAUGCCCGACAUGGGUAUUAUCUAGAAUGUGAGUUUUUGUUUCUUAGAAUGCUAGAGAAGGACUUGAGCUCUUACAAUGCAAUGCUAAUGGCCUUCUCACAAGGGAAAAACUUUGAGAAAACCUCCAAUAUCUUUGAUACAAUGCCACAAUGGAAUUUAGUUUCAUGGGCAAUACUUAUAUGGGCUUAUUCUAAGAAAGGUGACUUUCAAAAUGCUGGAAUCAUAUUUGAUGCUAUGCCCACUAAGGACCUUUGUGUUUGGACUACCAUGAUAGGAGCAUAUGCCCAAGAAGGAGAGAUGGAGGAAGCAAAGAGCAUUUUUGACCAAAUUCCAGAGACAGACCUUGUAGCCUGGACAACUAUGAUCACAGGCUACUCAAGAACAGGUCAGCUUGAAUCGGCAAAACUCUUGUUUGAUUCAAUGCCAGUUCACGAUAUCGUGUCUUGGAAUGCAAUGUUAAGUGCCUAUGCAAUGAACAAUCGCAUUGAAGACGCAAAGGCAAUGUUUGAGCAAAUGCCGCAUAGAGGUUUAUCUUCUUGGAAUUCUAUGCUUUGUGGAUAUGUCCAAACUGGGCAUAUCGAGCAAGCCAAGGUUGUAUUCAACUCCAUGCCACAGCAAGAUUCUAUUUCUUUCAAUGAGAUUCUAGCCUGUGAAGACCUACAAACUGCCUUUGGGAUGUUCCACACUAUGUGCGGUGAGAAAACUGUAGUAACAUGGAAUGCCAUGCUUGCUGCAUAUGCCCAAGCUGGGGAUAUAGCUCUUGCAAAAGCGUUUUUCGAUAAAAUGCCUGAGAAAGACAUUGUUACCUGGAACACGAUGCUUGCUGCAUAUGCCCAAAACCGCCACUACCUUGAAGCUUUUGCUUUAUUUGAGGAAGCGAAAAUCUUGGACGUGACCGACCAGACGUGUUUUGUAUCAGUUCUUAUUGCGUGCAGUCGCUUGGGAGAUCUUGAAAAUGGAAGGAAGAAUUUUUUCAUGCUGGUUGAAAGCUACGGAUUUGUGGCUUUGAAGCAGCACUACUCUUGCAUGGUCGAUUUAGUGGGAAGAGCAGCCUCUUAUGAAGCUGCGAGAGAUCUAAUCGAGAACAUGCCAUUCGAGCCAGAUUCCUUGGAGUGGACAUGUUUACUGGGAGCGGCUCCUAAAACUCUAAUCAAAGGAACCAAUGUGCUCGCUAGGCUGGAUGGAAAGAGAGCUGGAGCCCUGGCCCUUCUAGCAAAUUCACUAUCAAGUAGUCACUAA
This is a messenger RNA of Selaginella moellendorffii, 2583 nucleotides long. Its product is annotated as pentatricopeptide repeat-containing protein At4g02750-like. Bases 1 to 2583 code for a protein of 860 amino acids. Gene Ontology annotation, biological process: RNA modification. The record is from RefSeq and is a predicted model, not a curated record. Gene Ontology annotation, molecular function: protein binding; RNA binding. The transcript has a single exon. Lineage: Eukaryota; Viridiplantae; Streptophyta; Lycopodiopsida; Selaginellales; Selaginellaceae.